AUGUUCUUGUUGCAUAACCGCGGAGAGCUCAUCGCCAUCUACGGACUCUCUGUCCUAGGAGGCAAUGAGCUGGGACCUAUUGUCAAUGGGCCGAAGGAAGUUAGGAUUAGAAUUGAUAUUGAGACUCGAUUCGAGGAUGCGGAGGGUCAGAGUAGCAUCUCUGCCGAGGAUUCGUGCGUAUGCAUUCUCAACCACCCCCGCCGGCGGGAGGUCGACCUCUCCGAGCUGACCCCGACGCCGAUCACCCUUUUGUCCGAGACGGAAACCCUGAUGGCCGACUCGGUAUCGAAGUUCGCAGUGGAGCAAAUCGGCCCGAAGGUGCGGGAAAUGGACGAAGCCGAGACUAUGGACGCGAAGGUCGUGGAGCAGCUCUUUGAGCAGGGCUUGAUGGGCAUUGAGGUACCAGAGGAGUUCGGUGGCGCCGGAAUGAACUUCACCGCGGCGAUCGUCGCGAUCGAGGAGCUGGCACGCGUCGACCCCAGUGUCAGCGUGCUGGUCGAUGUUCACAAUACACUGGUCAACACCGCGAUCAUGAAGUACGGUGAUGCCCAGGCCCAGCGUACCUGGCUGCCCAAGCUGACUACCGGCACUGUCGGCUCGUUCUGUCUCUCCGAGCCUGCGUCUGGCUCUGAUGCCUUCGCCCUCCAAACUAAGGCCGAGAAGACCGCCGAUGGUUACAAGCUCAAUGGCUCUAAGAUGUGGAUCACUAACUCUAUGGAGGCUGGUAUCUUCAUCGUCUUUGCCAACAUUGACCCCAGCAAGGGCUACAAGGGUAUCACUGCUUUCAUUGUCGAGAAGGAUACCCCCGGCUUCUCAAUCGCCAAGAAGGAGAAGAAGCUCGGAAUCCGUGCUAGCAGCACUUGUGUGCUCAACUUUGACGACUGUGUGAUCCCCAAGAGCAACCUGCUCGGCGAGGAGGGACAGGGAUACAAGUACGCCAUCAGCGUGUUGAACGAGGGUCGUAUUGGUAUCGCCGCUCAGAUGACCGGUCUGGCCCUCGGCGCAUGGGAGAACGCCGCACGAUACGUUUGGAACGACCGCCGCCAAUUCGGCGAGCUCAUCGGAAACUUCCAGGGCAUGCAGCACCAGAUUGCGCAGGCCUACACUGAGAUUGCUGCUGCCCGCGCUCUUGUCUACAACGCCGCCCGCAAGAAGGAGGCUGGCCAGGACUUCGUCCAGGACGCCGCCAUGGCUAAGCUGUACGCCUCCCAGGUCGCCGGCAGGGUAUCCAGCUCUGCUGUUGAGUGGAUGGGUGGUAUGGGCUUUGUCCGUGAGGGCAUUGCCGAGAAGAUGUUCCGUGAUAGCAAGAUCGGCGCUAUCUACGAGGGUACCAGCAACAUCCAGCUGCAGACCAUUGCUAAGCUUCUCCAGAAACAGUACACGAACUAGACGAGAUGGUGUUGGAUACCUACCUAAAUGGCUUUGCUUAUAAAUAGUUUGAUUUCAUCCAUGGAUGCACACUGCGGCGUAUUGCUUGUUUCUUUUUGGGUAUGUAUUCAUCGUUCCCUCUGGGAUAUACAAAACAUGAAGAGCCAUCUUGGGUCAUCCCUGUCACCAUUUCGAAUUCGCUCCAUUGAGAUGUAUAAAUGCCAAACUGUGUAUACAAUAAGAGUAAAGGAGCAGCGCCGAUGAUGGCCCCAGUCAUGCCAAUGUGCGCG
Penicillium samsonianum is the source of this 1658-nucleotide messenger RNA. RefSeq names its product acyl-CoA dehydrogenase. The coding region runs from base 1 to 1389 and encodes 462 amino acids. The record is from RefSeq and is a predicted model, not a curated record. Gene Ontology annotation, molecular function: flavin adenine dinucleotide binding; acyl-CoA dehydrogenase activity. The transcript has 3 exons. Lineage: Eukaryota; Fungi; Ascomycota; Eurotiomycetes; Eurotiales; Aspergillaceae. Gene Ontology annotation, cellular component: mitochondrion.